AUGCUUCUCGCUAACAACAGUAGCAGCUCUCGACAAGUAGAAGUUCCAAUCCAAGGAUCUUCCAAUCAAGAGGCACUACUCUCCUUUUCCAAACCAACUGAAACCACUGUUCAAUUCCAUUUGAGAAUACCAGAUCAGGAUCAUCAUAAUUCUCAACUCUAUGAAUCCAAAAUCAUGCAAGAUGAUCUCGGACUGGGUGCCAUCAUUUUGGAUCAAAAUAAUCUUUUAGUGGAAACUGUGGAUGCGAAAGAGUCUUCAUCCAAAGAAACUCGUCAAGUCAAAUUACGAUAUGGUGGAGACAAGAUCUUGGUGUUCAACAGUGUGAGUCAAGAUAAUGUGUUUUGGAGACAACUCACUCAAACUCUAUUGGAACAAGUUCAACAGUUAAGACAAGACAAUGAAGAAAUUAAAAAACAAAAUAUCGACUUGAUGAAUUUAAUCAAGGAUGGUCUUUAUAAACCAUGGAAACAAGUGGGAGUGUUGAAAGAUCUCGAAACUCUUUGGACCAAGUAUUCACCAUAUGAGUAUGAGUAUGGAAUCAAAUUCAAUACUUGCAAUGUGACACCGGUGGUCAUGCAAGAAUGGAAUCGAGGUAAAAGAGUCUUUUCUCAAUAUCCAUACUCUCAUGGGGAUAAUGCUGUAAAUCUUCAUGAAGGACGUUCCUUGUUUACCAAAGACACUGAUGAUCCAGAGAGCAAAUCUUGUUGGUACCAUCGAUACAUUAAUUCAGAAUUUAAAGUGUGUUGUGGAAGUAACAAGAUUUUUGAUAAUUGGCCUGUGUUUGUGAGAAGAAUGUAA
Molecule: messenger RNA, 798 nt
Organism: Naegleria lovaniensis
Lineage: Eukaryota; Heterolobosea; Eutetramitea; Acrasida; Naegleriidae
Exons: 1
Coding region: 1-798 (265 amino acids)
Source: RefSeq, a predicted model, not a curated record